AUGCCAAUAAGCACGCCCCCCAACACCAGCAAAUAUGAACUUUCACAAAUGAAAUAUGAAAUGGAUCAUCCCAAUAUCCCACUCUUCCCAUUAGAAUCAUCUUCAACAAUUUCACCAAAGGACUCAUCAUCAUCAUCAUCCACUUCCACAUAUCCAGAUUACAAGCCAUGGAAGGACCACACACAAUUAUCGCCCUCCGGACAAAAGGAAGAGUACGAAAGAGUCAAUAAUCUGACAUUUCUAACCAAAGGAUAUUUUGAACCUUCUCAAGUAUCUAAUGAAUAUUAUUCGGCCCGAACGUUUAUCCAAGCCACAAUCUUCUCUUCCACUGAAAAUUGUAACAACGUUUUAAAGGAGUUAUCACAGCAUUUGGUUAAUGCCUAUAAGACUAGAAACGAGGUUAUCAACAAGAUUAGAUACGAGUCACAUUCCUUUAAUAUUCCUCCAAGGGUUACUUUAACUGCACUGAAGAGAGAGUCUUGGUUACGGGAUCUUGCCAGUCCAGAUGUCCCCUUACUGAAGAUAUCGAUAAAGGUCCCCCAUGGGAUUCGAAGCAAGGUGUUGAUAGACAUCUUGGCCACCAGACAUGUUCCUAUUACCAAAGCACUUUGGUUCACCAAAUGUGUAUUGUUUGGAGAAUGGCUUUCCUUGAGGAAGAAGGGGUCUGGUAAGAACUCUAGUGGUAGUCCAAGUGGUAGUAAUACUACUAUUGCCCAAUUGGAGGUUCAUUGGCUACAGGAAUGGUCAGAGCAGGUUUCUGAUUACAUCUAUAAAUAUUCCAGAGAAAUGAAUAAUGUACUGUACGAGAAGAAGAAAGCUUAUAUGGAUAAGUUGAGCUACCUCUUACAAUAUUGUCAACGGCUUUACAUUGAACAGCUUGUUGAUAAAGUAUUCUUUUUGACUACGAUUAUUCAAUAUUUCAAACGAUGUCUUCCUAUAGACCCCAGUCAGAUAGCUUCAUAUUAUGCCUCACGACCUGAUUCAGAGGAGUCUGGUGAUACUACUAGUAAUAAUAAUCAUAGUAAUAGUAAUAUGGCUGGGCUUGAAGGUGAUGUUGACUUGGGUCAUGGACAGAGACUUAUGGCACUAACCAUGUUAAAGAUCUUUUGGAAUGAUAUAUUGAAACAUGAUUAUCUAUGUAAAGAGUUGAGUGAGUUACUUUUGUUGAAUUACUUUACAGUACAAAAGUCUCCUACUAAUUCGUCCAAGGGAGUGACCAGCAGCAACAGUAGUCACUCCCAAAUCUUACCUUCUAAAUUAAAGAAUGCAUUAUUAGAACAAUUGGCCAAUACUAUAAACUAUUUGUUCAAAUAUAAUGCUAAUGUGUUUAUAAUGCCUGAUUGUUGGAUGUUGAUCCAAGAGUCUUUGAAGCAGAUUCUACUUUAUGAUUCAACAACCAAGUUCCUGAGUGAACAAGAGAAGAUCAAGUUGAAUGAACAGUUUCAACUCAUAAAGUAUCGAAAUGAAAGUUUAAUGUUGAAUAUGAGAAAUGGUAUUUCCAUUAGCAAACAAGAAGGAAAUACUCAUUCCAUUUUGGAUCUAUCUAAAUUAUUGAAUGGUGGUGGUGGUGGUGAAGGCGGUUCAGCGACUAUUAUAAGUGAAGAAGCUUUACUAAAUCGAGGUCCCAAAUCUGAUUUCCUUAACUUCAUUCGUCAAUUAGAUCUUAUGAAAUUAGAUGAUGAGUUGGCAGAUUUACUUCUGAAUAUCAGAAAUCCAGAUUAUUGGGGGUUAUACUUAAAGGCUAUGUUCUAUUGGUGUAUUUCAUCUUUCAGAAGAUCAGACAAUGAAAGAAUUUCCAUUGUCUGUAAUUUUUUGAAGAAGAGAGUAUUCCAAAACUCGAAUCAGCAACAUUCUACUGCCAAAGUUGAAUUUGAAAAUGAAAUAUUGGAAAUUCUUUAUGAUUUACCCAAUGAAAGUAAAGAGGUUGGUGUCGACAUGCAGAAAUUGUUUGUUCUUAUUAAUGAGCUUUAUCGAUUACAAAUCAUCACCAUUUCUUCAUAUUUAAGAAGACUAAUUGCUUCAGGAAUCUUUUAUGUUAUACCAGGAACCGAUUUACUCUUCAAUCAGCAAAUAACUAUGCACUUAUCCAUAUUACAGAAUCUACCAUUGAUGAAUAAUAAGCAAUGUGAUAAUAUCUUGAGGAAAUGGACUCCAGAUCAUUCGAAUUAUCAACUGAAAUUUGAUGAUGCCAAAACAUAUUUAAGAGAAGCAUUUACAGAAAGGAUCUUAUCCAACACGGUUGGACCGGAGUUCUAUCAAUGUGUUGAGUUCUGUAGGGCCCAAAAAGUUGGACAGAAAUUCUUGUUAACCAGUUGGUUAACAAAUGAACUUAAAAAUGCUAUUUCCGAUUCUCCGAAAUUGAUUCAUAUGACUCCAUUGAUUGUGUCUCGAUUAUAUGAAUUUUAUUCGGUAGCUGACAACUUGUCGUUAUUUUUCAAGGUAUUAAUCAAGUUCAUAUUAAGAAAUGAUGGUAAGAUCAUCAUCUAUUACUUGGACACGGUAUAUUUGAUUUCCAAAUUAAUUAUUAGGCAUUUCAAAUUGAUGAAAUUCAUGCCCAAAACAAACUUGGACAGUCCCACCACAGCUUAUGAAUUGUUUGAAGCCAUUAUAAUGAAUUAUAAAGACUUGCUGAAACGGGAUAUAGAUUGCUUUGACUUUGCUUCUAUUUGGAAGUUUAUUGAUAAGGUCUUUGACUAUGAAGGUGAUAAGGAAGAAUACGGUGGUGGAAGUAUUAAUAACUCCAAGAAUUCAAAAUUCAUUGAUGGGGAUCAAACUAUUGUGGAUACACCAAUGAAAAUGAAAAGUGAUGGGAAAUCAAAUGAUAAAUAUACAUAUACUGAGUUCUUUAACGAAUUACAGAUCCUUAAUGGAAGUAGUCCAUCUGGACUUUUGGCAGAAUCGGAAAUUGGAGAAUUUGCAAAUAAACUUGGGAUCCAAUUACUGGAAACAUCUCUUGAAGGUAUCAUUACGGGGAUACUCCAAUUCACAUAUGAGAAUUUUAAGUCAAUGGAUGAAGAAAAGGAAUUUGGACUUCGAAGAGUAUUCAAAUCUCUCAAACAUUUGUAUGGUGAAGUGUUGAUUCACCAAACUCAAGCAACAGCGAAUGGUAUUUGUUGGAAGGAUGUCUCCUCAGAUUUAACGGUAUCUUUCAUGAAAUACUUGGUGUAUUUGGAUAUCAUAUCAUUUGAUUUUGCAACAAAAGUAUUUCUUGAAGAUGAACAAGGUCAUUUGAAGUACUUUGAUUUAGUGUAUGGAAACAAGGAAUCAGAAGAGUUGGAAUUUAGUCCUCAAAUGCUAACCCUAUUGAAUAUUUCAAGAGAGAAAUAUUGUGCUAAGAAUCACAUAAUAAUGUUUGCUGCGAUAGUAAAGAAUAUUAAGGAUUCUGUUUAUGAAUCGAAGGUCUUUAUUCAAUUUAGACUGCAAGUUAUGACUACUUUCAAAAGAAUCUUAUGUGGUGAUACAAAGCUUUUCAUUCAUGUGUUUCAAGAUUCCCUCUCAAUUCAAGAUCAAUACUCUUUAAUUAAUGAUCUCCUUGGUCUUCAAGAUAAAGAGAGAAUUGUGGAUUUGGAAUCUUUAAUGGCAUUCACAUCCUUAAUCAAUGAAUAUAAUCUUCCUUAUCUUCAAGUUCUUUCCAAAUUUGUGUUGGAACAACUGCAGGCUACUUUUGAUCGUUCUCGGUUCAUAAGCAACAUAAUGAACAAUGCACAUCCGUUGAUCUCCAGUACUAAUUUCUGUAUUGGGGAAUACCACAAUUACUUGUCGUGGACAGUUAUGGUUCAGAUCUUAGAGGGGGGGGAAGAAUGGGUCUUUAAAAAUAUUCGUAUUGAUGCAGAUGGUUCCAAGGGAUACUUUGUUUCACUUCGUAACGACGAGGGAACGAAUUUACUCCCCAUUGUCAAAGAUUACUUGAAGAAGUUCUCUGCCAAUUGUUGUGGAGAAGUACAGACAUCUGUGGAGACAUUCGUACAAUUUGGUAGUAUGCUUGAUAAAUUAUUGGUUGUUGCUAACUCCGAUAAUGUUCCACUUCAGAACAAAGAUAUCUAUGAUGGAAUAUCUAUUUUAUUGCGGUUAUUGAUAAUUCACAACCCAACUCUUACGAAUGUUGUUCUUAACACGGAUGGAGAAAGUCUUAAAUUCUAUCGUCAUUUAGUCAAGUUCUUGCACUCGAAGUUCUUGGUUCAUAAUGAGAAGCUCCGGAUCUUAUUAUAUGAUUUGCUCUUGAUAAUGAAGAGCCUGGUAUCUCAAGAACUCAUAGCCAAAUACGAUGGGGUCAAUAAUAGUGUUUCACCAGAAGCAACUACAGACAACAACAAUGUUAACGCUAAUACCGAGGGUGGAACAAACAACAGCAACAACAGUAAUGGCACAAAUACCAAUAGUACUGCUGCUGCUGCUGCUGCGAAUACUACUAAUACUACGUCAACAACCUCGUUUGCUUCUACUGCUGCUGCACAUCUUUCCACCAUAUUUGAUAUACCUGAACCCUCGUCAGAUAACCCUCUUGGUCCGUAUGCCUGUGAUGACAGUGUCACAAGCGUAUUAACACUUAGUGAGGAUGAAAUCUCCAGCUCAGGCGAUAUUCAUGCUGUAAACAAUGCUGGAUAUAGACUCCGCAGUUUGAAUGGAGAACAAUCUACAUACUUAACCGGACUCUUAUCGGCAACAGAGAUUAUGUCCCAACCACCGGUUACAAAGAAGUUCACAAUGAAGAGCUAUGAGACAUUAGAAUCCACAAAACAUGGGAUAAACCUGGCACGGAUAAAUCUUCUGCUUUUCAGUUCUUUUACUACCAAAGAGAACCCACCAUGA
Lizanozyma spartinae is the source of this 4809-nucleotide messenger RNA. It is a transcript of the gene SRB8, whose product is annotated as Srb8p. The transcript is spliced from 2 exons. The record is from RefSeq and is a predicted model, not a curated record. Lineage: Eukaryota; Fungi; Ascomycota; Pichiomycetes; Serinales; Debaryomycetaceae. Gene Ontology annotation, molecular function: transcription coregulator activity. Gene Ontology annotation, cellular component: mediator complex. Gene Ontology annotation, biological process: regulation of transcription by RNA polymerase II. The coding region runs from base 1 to 4809 and encodes 1602 amino acids.